AUGGACGGGGCGAACAGCCGCCUCGAGAAUGCCGACGCGGCGGGGGAUCUGCUGGCGACGGACUUGGCCCUCACGCUGACGCCGCCCGCCGGCGCUUCCAGAAGGGGAGACGCGGCCUCUUUGCGAGACGCCACUCCGCGAUUCGCCGACGAAGCGGUGCUUUCUCGAAGCGCGUCAAGCACGAGGCCAGCGGCGGCAGAGGCGAGCUCGCAGCUGGAAAGGUUCCCCACGUCGAACAGCCGAACGCGUAGUCCGCCCGCAGCGGGAGGUUCCCUCGCGGCCACCUUGGGAAUGUCGCUGGUUAGUACUACCACUGAUGCUAACCGCCCUGCCAAAGCUCCGUCCGAGGCUCUUCAACAGGUUCGGCAGCAGCAGCAGCAGCAGCAGCAACAGCACCCAGAGCAUCUACAGGAGUACCAGCUACAAGAGAUUCUGUUCCGCUCGCGGCCGUUCUCCCCGUCUCUUCUUGUGGCGGAGUCAGCAGGCCGAUUCUCGGCACGACAGCCAAACGAUGUGUUUCUCAAUCGUGGCGCGGCAAAUGCUCCUAAUAGCGCAGUUCCCCCACCGACUCGACCGCCGCAUUUUUUUGCCGCUCCAAGCGGAGCUCGGCGAGCUCCCUUUUCGACGUCGCCCGAUUCGCCGGGCGGCUCCAACAUUCCGCCAGCGCCGCCGCCUGCGGCGGCGCCGUUGACGUACGAUGCAGCAGCGGUGGUGGUGGAUUCCGUUGCACAGUUCCCUGGAGCUCCUCCCGCAACUACCGCACCGUUCUCCUCUCCCCCUCUUCCCCUGGCCAGAGCCUCCGCUCCCGCGGCUCCUUCCCCAACAUCAGCACCUACCGCUUCCGCUUCCGCUUCCUACCCCAACGCGAGCGCUGGGUCCGCAGCAGAGCUUGCGCUGGCGCGGCUUUUGGGCGCGCCAGGCGGGAAUGCAGGGGUUCAGGAGAAUCUCCCGCUGCUGGCGCGUCUCUGGGGCGCGGCAGGACCCGUCACAGCGCCGCUCGCGCAGAGUAAGAGUGAGAGGGGGACUGAAGGAGCAGAAGGGGGAGAGGAGGGGGAAGCGGUGUCAGCAGAAGCAGGGGAAGACGCGGAGGGAAGCGGGAACAAGAGGAAGAUGCGGCUAUCACAGGAGCAGCAGAGCACAAUGGAGGCAGUAUUCAGGAAAACCCCGAGGCUCACUCCCAGGGAAAAGAGCGCAUUGGCAGGGCAGUUGGGCGUGAGAGUGAGGCAGGUGGAGGUGUGGUUUCAGAACCGCAGGGCUCGUACCAAGGUGAAGGAUACAGAAGUGGAGCUGGACGGGUUGAGGCGGCGCUGCCAGACACUCGCUGAUGAGAAUCGCCGCCUCAGGGAGAGGCUCAGUGUGAGUGGUUGGGCCUUGACACUUUUCCGUCUUUCCUGUUGA
This is a messenger RNA of Closterium sp. NIES-65, 1398 nucleotides long. Lineage: Eukaryota; Viridiplantae; Streptophyta; Zygnematophyceae; Desmidiales; Closteriaceae. The record is from the annotation of a GenBank genome assembly.